Molecule: messenger RNA, 846 nt
Organism: Amorphotheca resinae ATCC 22711
Lineage: Eukaryota; Fungi; Ascomycota; Leotiomycetes; Helotiales; Amorphothecaceae
Exons: 3
Coding region: 79-387 (102 amino acids)
Source: RefSeq, a predicted model, not a curated record
AACCCACGAGGAAGACAAGAAGAUCUACCAGCACUUGGAUGGCAUACUUCUACUGCAUCAAGACUCACAGGUCCGAAAAUGCCGUGUCCUGUUAGUGCAGGAAGAUGGGAAUUUCCCUUGCAUUACCGGGGAAAACACGGUUCCAUGAUAUUCUUCCGACGACCGAGGAGUAAAAAAUCUAAGCUAUUCAUAAGAGAUAUCUCCACUUGGAAAACCUCGGAUAGAAGAACUCAGCAGUCAAGUGCUUGCCAGUUCUCUAAUGAUUCUCGCUUUAGUAAUUUGCCGGGAGUCCAGAACAAUAACGAGCAUUCAGUUGAAGGCAGUUACCUUGCUGUUCUUACUCCGGCUUGGGCGUAUAUCAUCUCAGCAAAUUGGGCAGAGACGUAGACUUUGGGGGCUACGAAAGGCAUUCAAAAUGUCGAGGGCAUAUACGAUGAACAAAUUCAACCUCAGACCGCAUAGGAUUAUGGCAAGCUGUCAGACUAUGACAUGGAUGUCGAUAUUUUGAGAGAAGGGAAGCAAAUCACAUGAUUAGUCACUGGCCAGUACAAGUCGGACAUUUGGAAAGACUAAUAAAACAAAACACGAAUACGACAUUACCUUCUACCUUCAUUCUCCUUCCCAGUUGACAAAAUUGACUGCAUAACCCCCUUUUCCGGAUCUAUAACACUAUCAUGAUCCGUCCCCUCAGUCUGCACACACUCAGCGUCAAUCCCCCGCCCACAUUUCUCCUGCGUCCAACACUCCUUGAAAUAUUCCAUCCCCUUCUUUCCAAUCAACGCAUCCUCCUCCGCAAACACAAUCUUUACCUUUAACUUUUCUUUUUCACCUUCUCCAUUAGUCUUC